AACUUUAUAUAAAUUUAUGUUAUAUAUGUAACUUUGAUAGUGUUAUGUUUAAGUAAUUUUUAAAGGUGUAUUUUUCAACGAGAAAGUUCAUUAUAAUCUUAAAGUGAACAAUUAAUAAACUGAAAUUUUUAUGUUUAAAUUAUUAUAAAUUUGCAAUAUAUAAAAAAAAAUAGUUUUAUACAGUGAUUGUGUUACAAAUAACUUAAAUUUAUUUUAUGAAAAACGAAUUUUGAUAUAAACAUGUCCAGCACAUCACAAAAACAUAAAAACUUUGUGGCUGAACCAAUGGGUGAUAAACCUGUUACAGAUCUUGCUGGAGUUGGAGAAGUUUUAGGACGUAGAUUAGAAGCAGCUGGUUUUGAUAAAGCAUAUGUUGUUCUUGGACAAUACUUGGUUUUAAAAAAGAAUAGAGAAUUAUUUCAAGAAUGGAUGAAGGAUGCAUGUUCUGCCAAUGCAAAACAAUCUAGUGAUUGUUAUCAGUGCCUCUCUGAUUGGUGUGAAGAAUUUUUGUAAAAUAAUUAAAAUUUAAUGUUAAUAUUAUACAAAAAUGAAACUUUUAAUAUAGUAAAGAAUCUACUGUAAUAUUUUAAUAUAAAAUGUGAAAACUAUUUCACUUUUGUGAAUUUAAGAUAAUAUUUUAGAUAAUUUCUAAUAUAAUGAAAGCAAAUAUCUUAAAAGGUAUUUUAAAAAAAGUUCAAUAUAAAAAAAAUAUAACAUGAUAUAUCAGUUUAUAAUUUUAUUUAACAUUAGGUUAUAUUAACUGGCUAUAUUUUAUUUCAUGCAUCAGUCUUGCAUUAAUAAUAAUUUUUCAUUAUAUUAUAUUUAUUUUCUAAUAUUCAUAUAUUUUCUGAAAUUACUUUCUAUAUUUUUAUGUAUAAAACUAAAUGUCAAAUUCUGAAUUUUUUAUUUAUAAUACUAAUGAAAUUUUUAUAAUCUUGUAUAAAAUUAUAAGAAGUAAAUAAGGAAUUUAAUUUUAAAAUAUAUUUUUGGAUGUAUAUCUAAUAUCUAUAACAUUUAAUCUCUAUUUUAAUAUAUCACAAAUAUAUAAUAUAUUAAAUAUUAAAUUUAAUAAUAUGUUACAUCUAAUAAGAUGAAUCUAUUAUUGUAUCUUAAUUGAAAGUAAAUGUUUAUUGUAUUUUUUGUAAUGUUUUGUAAUUUUUAUAUGCUGCUAAUAAAUGAUUAAUGUUAAAUUA
This is a messenger RNA of Apis cerana (Asiatic honeybee), 1193 nucleotides long. RefSeq names its product barrier to autointegration factor (gene baf). Gene Ontology annotation, biological process: chromosome organization. Gene Ontology annotation, molecular function: DNA binding. NCBI's taxonomy places the organism in Eukaryota, Metazoa, Arthropoda, Insecta, Hymenoptera, Apidae. Gene Ontology annotation, cellular component: condensed chromosome; nucleus. The record is from RefSeq and is a predicted model, not a curated record.